CAAGCUCGCAACAAAAACUACAUCAACUCAUCCCACAAUGGCCGACCAACAGUCACAGGAAGAAGCUCUUAAGGGCAACGUGAUCUACUCGCUACGAAAAUGGGGCGAAAGUUCUGUCCCUCCAACACUGCUCGCCACGCUCACCGCGGCCCAGCAUUUACGUCCAUUCCAACCUCUCCCAAUGCUGUUUCCUCCUGUGUUCCUAUUCUCAUCUUGGAUGAACAUCAAUGGCUUCAAAAUUGAUGCCGCGGGCGUAAGUGCGGCAUGGAGCGGCUUGUAUAUGCUGAUGGCCAUGCGGAGGAAGCAGUCUUUCAAGUCGAAAUUUGGGGUCAGAGGUUUGGUUCGAGGAGCAACCCUUGGGUUGUGUGCGGUACAAGUCGUUGGUGGAGGCCUCGCUUAUACCUUUGGCCGAAGGAAAGAGGAGGACGCGACCAGGGCGACCAAGUAAUGACGUAUUUCACUCAUUGGGACGGGGAAAUUCUUUACAUAAAGGCAGCAUAUCGUGUUGGUGUCUGAGGGUCUCGUAUCAAGCAUAAAACUUCGCUGAGGCGGUACGACGGAGGCAUAGUAAAAACAAGGGAAACGGGCAAUAUGCUGUACACAAUAAUAUCAUCAAGACAGAGAGUUUUAAUACGUACGGAACGUAACCUUGUAGAAUAUGUCUUGCAUACAUGCAGCAACAAGCAAUAGGAACAUAAACAAACCUGAUAAUGAGAUCUGUAAUAAGAAAGGCAGUGAUGUCUCUCAGCAUUUAGA
Molecule: messenger RNA, 756 nt
Organism: Verruconis gallopava
Lineage: Eukaryota; Fungi; Ascomycota; Dothideomycetes; Venturiales; Sympoventuriaceae
Exons: 2
Coding region: 38-448 (136 amino acids)
Source: RefSeq, a predicted model, not a curated record